GCCGAGAUUUUCAUUAUUGCCGCGCCGACCGACGCGAACGCGAUUGAUAAAGUCAAAUGAAACCCGCAAUAUACGUUGGUCAUUGCUGCCAUUGGACUCGCCCUCUCGAUCCACGAUGUCCAGAGCCCUGUUGAGCCCUGUGGAAAAGGUCCGAAUAGCUCAUGAGCUACGUCAGACGAUUCGCGAGCUGAGAGAUAGAGGAUUGAUAGUCGCUGCCAAAUGGGCAUCUGAACUACUCCAAUCCUUACCAAAGGAAUUCCGUCAAGCUCCUCAUCUACCAUUCUCUCCACCUCCUCAACCUCUCCUCCAGCUUGCAUCUUCGCCUCCAUCUGGUGGACCACGACCCUCCUUGGGCGAUUUCUUACCACCUCCCGGUCCUCUUGAGCCGCUCGCCGGUCCCAGUAAAGGCUAUACGACGUCUCAUGGUGUCGACAUGGAAGAAGAGGAUGAUAUCCUCGAAGAAGAUAUGUUUCAACUCGCGAAAGGGUACUUUGACAUGAAAGAGUUUGAUCGAGUCGUCUGGGUCUUAAAGUCGGCCAAUGGGAGACGUGCCAAAUUCCUCAGAAUCUACUCUGCCUACCUCUCGGCCGAUCGCAAAGCUCAAGAAGCUCUACCUCAUUUUCUCGAUACGAAACAAGAACGAUUAUCCCUCUAUCCACCACUCAACGAAUUGAUCAACGAGCUAGAAGGCGAGACGGACCCUUAUCUUGUCUACCUCAAGGGUCUCAUGCACAUGCGUGUGGAUCAACGUCAGGCAGCUGUAUCAUGCUUUGUACAGAGCGUCAAGGAACGACCCUAUAAUUGGAGUUGUUGGAGUCAAAUGGCUCAACUGGUCAAUUCGGCCGAUAUGUUCAUAGAGCUCAAAGAGAGCUUGCCGCCUUCACCUAUGCUCACAUUCUUCGCUAUCACCGUCAUGUUGGAUCUACAUACUGCCACAGACCUUGUCAUGAGCAUGAUCAAAGAGUUAUUGGAGGUUUUCCCCUCGAGCGUUCAUCUGAACGCUCAGACAGCUCUGGUUUACUAUCAUAUGCGGGACUUUGAGACCGCUGAAAAGCAAUUCGACGCUGUCCAGGCGGCUGAUCCAUACCGAAUGGAAGAUGUCGAUAUCUACUCCAAUAUGCUGUACGUCAUGGACAAGAGGUCCAAGCUUGGCAAGCUAGCGCACGAGUACGCAGAGAUUGAUCGAAACAGGGCAGAAGUGUGCUGCUUGAUUGGCAACUAUUACUCUUCUCGCUCGGAUCAUACAAAGGCCAUCACCUACUUCAAACGCUCACUCAUGCUCAAUCGAGAUUAUCUUCCGGCGUGGACAUUGAUGGGACACGAGUUUGUCGAAUUGAAGAACAGUCAUGCAGCUAUCGAGGCGUAUCGUAAAGCCAUUGACGUCAAUGCAAAGGAUUACCGCGCAUGGUAUGGUCUCGGACAAGCUUACGAGCUACUCGACAUGCCAAUGUACGCGAUCGAAUACUACAAUCAAGCCACAUCACUAAGACCUUAUGAUUGUCGCAUGUGGACCGCCCUCGCAACCGUCUACGAAGGUCUUCAACGUCUACCUGAUGCCAUUCAAGCUCAUACGCGAGCUUUACUCGGUGCCGAUCGGAUUCAAACGCCAACCAUCCUCGCCAAGCUAGCAGCAUUACACAUGUCUUUAAAUCAACAAGCCGAAUCCGUAGGGUAUCAUCAAAAGAUUCUGGCUUUAGGCGAGAGAUCAGGAUUACCUACCGCUGAGAUGGCGGCGAGUUAUCUCGCGAUUGCGGAAUGGGAAAUGAGGGAGGGAUCGACGUCAAUCGAUCGAGAUGGAUCCGCCGAGUCCAGUCGUGGAGAUUGGACUUUGGCCGCUCAGUAUUUAGAGAAGGUCUCUCAGACCAAUGCCCCUCAGAGGGAUAAAGCAGAAGAGGCAUUGAGGGAGCUGAGGUUAAGAGAAGCGAGAGCCGCGGCGAGUGCUUGAAAACCUGCAUCACGAUACAGAAGACAAAUGUCAGGAGGAGCAGCACAGCAGAUGCAUUUCGCCUAUGGAUACAA
Messenger RNA from Kockovaella imperatae, 2019 nucleotides. RefSeq names its product putative cell division control protein 23. The transcript is spliced from 8 exons. Gene Ontology annotation, biological process: cell division. NCBI's taxonomy places the organism in Eukaryota, Fungi, Basidiomycota, Tremellomycetes, Tremellales, Cuniculitremaceae. The record is from RefSeq and is a predicted model, not a curated record. Gene Ontology annotation, cellular component: anaphase-promoting complex. Gene Ontology annotation, molecular function: protein binding. Bases 116 to 1945 code for a protein of 609 amino acids.